CCCUGUCCAUCCCGUCAAACGUCAAAGGCUCAUUUCUUGUUGUUGGUGCAUCUCAUCAUCAUCAUCUCCAAGAAGUCACCAACCAAGCAGCCUGUGUCUCUUGUCGACGAAAAAGACCAGCACUUCGAUCUCAUCGUAUCGUACAUCAACCUUUCACAUAAUUUGUUGGCACUCCGACAAUAAAAGAGUUGAUUACUAGCGGUUUUACGAUCGUUUGAAAGAGUACCGUACCGUAUCGAUUGAAAAGAGAAGAAGAAGAAGUAACCAUGCCGUCUCUACUCAAGAAGCUGAGCAGUCGUCGCCGUCGUCGUUCGACAUCCUCCAAGAAGGAUCUAGUGGGCAAGACGGCCGCCCGUGUGAGGAGCAAUGGCAGUCACAUCCCCAUGACGUCCAUCUCGAUUCAAAAGACCAUGUCCGAAUCCAGCAUCAUGGUCGAUUCUCCCGUUCACUCGCCCGUCGUCAAGCGAGCCUCUUCCAAUACGUUUACCGAACAUACCAUGUCGUCGUCUCAUUCUUGGAGCGACCAUGACUCCUCCGUAGCUCCCACUUCCAACAGCAGCACUAUUUCCGCUGAUCAAGAAAAACUUAGCAAGCUGGACAUUCCUCCUCGUCCGGAACAGUCGCACUGGGACGAAGAGCAAUUCCUCAAGGUCAUUACGGUCUGGGAUUUGAGUCAGGAAGAAGUCUACAUGAUGCGUGAACUAGAGGCCAAACUCUUUGAUGUCACGCACUGGAAAAACAAUCCCUUUGAAGUCGUUCGAUUCAUGAAGGGACCGCAGGGAUACAAACCUGCCGAGAAACUCUUUCGUAGAAUGAUCAAGUGGCGAAUUGCCAACAAUGUCGACUCCAUUCUGGAUGACUACAAACCACCUCCCGUCUUGAUGGACUACUGUCCCAGUGCCAUCUUGCAAGGCUUGGACCACGAUGGAGAUCCGGUCUACCUCGAACGUGCCGGUGCCACUGAUGUCGCGAGUCUCCUCAAAGAGUUUGGACACAAGGCACUCAUUCGACACACCAUUUGGUUGCGGGAACUCUGUGGCCGUGGUGCCUGGAUCAAGGACCAUGAGGAACGCAUGGGACGACCCAUUACUCAGGUCACCAUUGUCUAUGACUUGGAAGGUCUCAAUUCUCGUCAUUUGAGACCCGGCGUCUUGCCACUCUUUGCGCACAUGAUGCGAUUGACUCAAGACAACUAUACCGGGCCUGUCAAGCGCAUGGUCAUUAUCAAUUGCCCCUCCAUCUUCCGCGUUGUCUGGGCCAUUGCGAAGAACUUUUUCGAUCCCUGGGCGGUUGCCAAAAUGACCUUUACCGGACCCGAUGAUGCCGAGGAAAAAUUGAGCCGGUUCAUGGACCUUGAAAUUCUACCUCCUUGUGUCAGCCCCACACACGGCAAAGGGCGAGCCGCCAGUGGCAUGCCGCAACGAUUCGAAGGUGGAAUUCCACACGCCAUGGAUUACACCGAAUCCAUCUCUCCCGAAUUGGCCAUUGAAAAAAUGCCCACGCAAAAUCACACACUUCCCGAGGACUUUUCGUCGCCCGAUAUGGACGAUAGUCGAGGGAGUAUCUCGUCCCGUCUCUUGGGAAGUGGAUUCUUCGAUAUGAACGAAUACGGUGAUGUCUUGUCGUCUGGAUUCUUCGACUCGGAUGAUGUGGAUUGUGAUAUCAUUGAUCCCUUGGCCUAAGUCUAGGCAUACUUCUCUCGGAUAGACUUGUGUGAGUGAAUGAGUGAUUUUUGUGUGUGAGUGUGGUGUGAUACAAGAAUGACGUCUACGGAGAGAAAGAAAAAAAGAGGCCACGGUCGUCUUCCCCAAGACGGCUAGAGGGUGCGUUUUGUGUUCACGUUCUUAAUGGCAACAGCUACUAGGUAGUACGAAGCAUGAUAUAUAAAUGAUCGAUGUACAUGCUCUUUCACUAUUGUCAUAGUAAGCAGGAUAUGAAAUGUUCUCUUCUCUAGUAGAAG
Seminavis robusta is the source of this 1960-nucleotide messenger RNA. The record is from the annotation of a GenBank genome assembly. NCBI's taxonomy places the organism in Eukaryota, Bacillariophyta, Bacillariophyceae, Naviculales, Naviculaceae.